AAUUCAACAUAAGUUUAUGAAUUGACAUUUUAUUCUAUCGACAGAAAAAUAUUAGAUAUUUCUAUCGAAAAGUGUAUUAAAAAUGUGGCGACUUCUGUCCGCGUUAUGUAUGAUUUCUGUUGCUUACGGGGCGAGUUUAGGUGAAGCGUUGCUAGGGAGAGACAGUUUUCCUAUUCAACCAGCUGAUGAGCUGUUUGAUUCUGCCGAAUUUCUAGCAAAAUAUGGGUACUUAAGAUCUACUGAUGAACCGGGGGUUUUACAUUCUGAAUUUGAAAUCGAACAAUCUGUACGAGAUUUCCAGAAAUUUAAUGGUUUGACAGAAACUGGUUUUCUAGACCAGGAUACUAUAGAUAAAAUGAAAGCACCAAGAUGUGGUUUCCCCGAUAUCAUUAGAAACACGAGUAAACAUUUCGAUCCUAAUUCACCUCUGCCUUUCACUACUUUAGGUACAAAAUGGAAUAAGAAUGUUAUCACCUGGAAGCCUGUAUCUUAUACCAGACAACUGUCCGGAUCUGAACAACUAGCGGCCAUGCAGAAGGCUUUGGAUCAUUGGGCUGAAGUAACACCAUUAGAAUUUAAAUAUACAGAAGGUGUAGCUGAUAUUGAGAUAAAAUUUGCUUAUGGUGAACACGGCGAUGGCGCUUAUAACAGCUUUGAUGGAAGAGGUGGUGUAUUGGCUCACGCUUUCCGUCCCGGUACUCAGGGCCUCAAUGGUGAUGCCCAUUUUGAUGAAAGCGAGAAAUGGACCCUACAAGGAGAUGAUGGCAGUAAUUUAGAAAUCGUUGCAGCUCAUGAAUUUGGCCAUGCACUUGGUUUGGGCCAUUCUCAAGUUAAUCCGGCUCUCAUGGCACCAUACUAUAAAUAUUCUCCUAAACUGAAACUAGAGACCGAUGACAUAAGAGCUAUACAGUAUCUUUAUGGUUCCAAUCCACGCGUAACAACCGUUCCAACAGUUACAACAACUGAAACACCACCAACAACAACAACAGGAGAGCGACCCGAUUACUGUGAUAUGAAAAUGGACGCAAUAGACUUAGGUCCAGAUGGUGCCGUGUAUGGUUAUCGUAGAAACAUGAUUUAUAAAAUGAAUAAUAACGGUCUGGUCAGUGGUUUUCCUAAACCUAUUACUUCUGUAUUCCCUGGUGCCCCCAGUAGAAUAAGAGCUGUUACAUAUUCACCUUCAGCCAGACAAACCUACAUGUUUAAAGGAAGUAUGUUAUGGAGAUAUACAUAUUUCAAAUUAGACGCUGGCUAUCCUAAAAUUAUUGAUAUGACAAACUUCCCAGAGAAACCCCAUGCUGCUAUAUGGUACAGUGAUAAUUAUAUACGAAAUGCCCUAUUCCUCUUCGGUCAUCGAUAUUUCUGGCAGUGGGAUCCCCAAAGAGAGAUUGUAGUAAGAACCAUGAAUAUUAAUCAGUUUUGGACAGGAGUUCCUGAUAGUCUGGAAGCGGCAUUUAAGCAUAGCGAUGGUUAUAUUUAUUUCUUUAAAGGACUCAAGUAUAGAAAAUUCAACCCAGAUAAAAGAUUUGUAGAAGAUGGUUAUCCUAAAACAUAUAGUGCAGCUUGGUUCAAGAACAGUUGUGGGAACGAGCCUCGAUAAUUUAUUUUGUGACAUUUCGCGAUUUUAUGUUUUCGUCUUCAAUUUAUGUUAUUUCCAUGGUUAGUCUCCAUUACCCAGAACUAUAUUGUCUGCGCUCUCUCGGCUAAUAUGAGGUCCUGGGGACAUUGGUCCGAGAGUCGCUGGUUGACCUAGACUACUAUACCGGGAAUUUGGUACGGUAUAUGCGGAUGUACAAAUAUGGAGAGUACAAUUAUUGAUUGAUAUUUGAUAAAAUAUGUACAGUUAAACUAUGACGUAAAGUCUGGUAUUCGAGACUAACUCUUGGUAUGACCAUGGGCAUUUCUUUUCUUCGGAAAACCAUUUUGUAAAUAUAUAUUUUAUAUCGUGUAAAUCUGAAUUGUUUUAUAUUUAUUGUAAAUUAUUAUUUCAUUUUAUUCAAAUAUGUUUUAUUGAAUUUUAUUUAUUUGUUAUUUACCGGUAAUGUACAAAGAUUUGCUAUUGCAAAUAAUGCAGGGGGGGGGGGGCUAUAUAGGGAACAGAGUUAUUAACCAUGUCAUGUGAUGCCCCCCAAAACAAUAGGGGCCUUAUAAUAAAAGAAAGAUUGACCUUCAAGAAUUUAAAUUGUUCAUAUGCCUUUCUCUUUGUUAAUAUUUUUCGAAAUCAAGUUCACGACCAUUUUCGGAAAUCCUGAUUACGCAACAGUUUACAUUACAUCGUUUUAAAAUUAAUCGGGUUGGGUUUUAUUGAUAGGGGAGGGAAUCUAGUAGCUUGAAUAUUUUAUUCUUACUUUAAUUUGAAAAUCAAAAUUGAUUUGUGAAAUCUUAGGUCAUGUUUAACAGAAUGUUGUGCAAUGUUUUUUUUUUAAGAUUUGUAAUUUUGUACGUUUGACAAU
Molecule: messenger RNA, 2453 nt
Organism: Patella vulgata (common limpet)
Lineage: Eukaryota; Metazoa; Mollusca; Gastropoda; Patellidae
Product: matrix metalloproteinase-19
Exons: 11
Coding region: 83-1600 (505 amino acids)
Biological process (GO): collagen catabolic process; proteolysis; extracellular matrix organization
Cellular component (GO): extracellular matrix
Molecular function (GO): metalloendopeptidase activity; zinc ion binding
Source: RefSeq, a predicted model, not a curated record